ACAGCGAGAAAACACAGGAAGUGCUGAGACUUUACCACACACCACUGCUCUGUCAGUCAGUCAGUCGUUAGAGAGACAGGAUGGAGUUCAGUCCACUCGCUGUGAUGCUCUUGCUGAUUUCACUUACACCAGUGCCACAUGCUCAAGAGAGAUCACAGCCAGUACUGAGUGUAUCUCCACAGAGCUGGCUGACUGAAGGAGACUCAGUGACUCUAAGCUGUGAGAUUACAGACUCCUCUACAGGCUGGAAAUUCAGCUGGUACAGAGAUGUUCCAUACAGAGACAAUGAUGGCCGUAUCAGGUAUAGAGUGGUGCCCCUCUCAGACAGCAGCAGAGGAUCUGGAGGCUCCUACACUCUCAGUCCUGCUGUUCUUAAUCACACAGGAGUGUAUAUGUGCAGAGGAGAGAGGGAAGAACGACACUUUUCCACAGAGUACAGCCUUCGACAGCCACUAUGGAUCACUGGUGAAUCUCCUCCAGUCUCUCUGAUCAUCAAUCCCAGCAGAGCUCAACACUUUAUUAUAGACUCUCUCUCACUGAGCUGUGAGGACCAGAGUAACUCCACUGGAUGGAGAGUGAUUCGAUACACACACAGUGAGAGAGGGUCAGAUUGUUCAUGGCGGGGAUCAGUUACAGGAUCUACAUGUAAUAUCAGCUUCCUCUACACAUUCUACACUGGAGUUCACUGGUGUGAGUCUGAAUCUGGAGAAAACAGUAAUCCUGUCAACAUCACAGUGCAUGAUGUUGGUGUGAUCCUGGAGAGUCCUGUCCAUCCUGUGACUGAGGGACAUCCUCUGACUCUACGCUGUUUAUAUCGCUACACAAAGUCCUCAAACCUCCGAGCUGAUUUCUAUAAAGAUGGAUCAGUUCUCCAGACACAGACUACAGGAGAAAUGAUCAUCUAUAACGUCUCAAAGUCAGAUGAAGGUUUCUACCACUGUAAACACCCAGAGAGAGGAGUGUCACCGAAAAGCUGGGUCUCAGUCAGAUGUGUGAAACCUUUCUCGGGUUCUAGAUCCAGUGCUGGAACAGUAGGAGUGGCUGUGGGACUGAGUUUGGCCUUCUUCUUCAUUAUUUUAUUAAUCUUAAUGAUCCUGCUGUGGUUCUGCAAAAUAAAGAAAGGAAAUCAGACAUCAGAGCAGAAUCAGAGCCGGUCAGGAGCUGAAGACUCUCAGUCAGGACACACACCACUUCAGGCUGAAGGAAAUGCUAAUAUCUAUACCACUGUGGAUCAGGCAGAUACGAGUGGAACAGCUGUAGCUGAGAGCAGAGAAGACACUUACGCGGAGGUCACGGAGAAAAAUAAGGCAAAGGGGUACAAUGAUGUUGAUGCUGAACCCAGUGGUGGUGAUGUGACUUAUAGUGAACUUGUAAUAAAACCACAGAAAAAAUCUAUGAGAAUAAAAGAAAAAGCCAGUGUUGGUGCUGAUACUGUAUACUCAGAGCUGAAGCUGAACACCAAGGGAACAAUCAUGGGAUUUAAAGGAGCCAUGAAAACGUUUUCAAAGAAACUAGGAUUUAAAAGCAGUGGCUCAAAGGCUGUAGAAGCUGAACUUGAGAAAUUAAAGAAGGAAAAUGCCCAGCUGAGGAUGACCUUGGAGGACAUGUCGAAACAAAAUGGAAGGCUUUAUCCUGCAUGUCCUGAGUCAGAUGAAGCCAAGAUGCUGGAGGCUCAGGAAAAAAAUCAGAAAUGGAAAGUUUAUGACCAUGAGAGAGAGUCCUGUAUGCAGUGGAAUCUGGCCAGACGUAUAGAGCUCGAGCAGCAGUUAAACCAAGCCCAGCGAACACUAGAACAACAGCACGAAGAGACCAAAUCAGAAGGUCAGUCACCUGCCUCCAUGCAGCAGGAGAAGCAGCUGCAGAAGAGCCAGAGGGAGAUGGAGGAGGAACGCAAAAGAGCGAGCCGCCUACAGGUCGAGUUGGUGGAGCUGAAAGCCAAGUAUGAAGAGAAGAGCCGUGAGGUGGUGCGAGUCCAGGAGGAGCUGCAAGUGGAGCGUAGAAGUUGGCGACAAACUUUAGCUUUACGGCAUGAAGAUCAGAAAAGAAUGGCUGUUUUAGAGCAACAGAUCCAAUUGUCUGCUAGAGACUUUGAGAACGAGAAACAGGACCGACAAAGUCUACAGCACCUGCUCCACAAAGUGCUGAAGGAGCUUCGCAAGGCUAGAGACCAAAUCACACGCUUGGAGUCGGCGGAAAUCCACUCUAAUUGUAGGGUUGGUGGUUUGAUUCAUGGCCCACGUGACUCCACAUGCCGAAGUGUCCUUGUGCAAAACACUGGACCCCAAGUUGCUCCCAAUGUGCUGAUUUCACUUACACCAGUGCCACAUGCUCUAGAGAGACCACAGCCAGUACUGAGAGUAUCUCCACAGAGCUGGCUGAAUGAAGGAGACUCAGUGACUCUAAGCUGUGAGGUUACAGACUCCUCUACAGACUGGACAUUCAGCUGGUACACAGAGAUUCCCUACAGAGACAAUCAUGGCCGUAUCAUGUAUAGAGUGGUGCCCCUCUCAGACAGCAGCAGAGGAUCUGGAGGCUCCUACACUCUCAGUCCUGCUGCUCUUAAUCACACAGGAGUUUAUAUGUGCAGAGGAAAGAGAGAAGAACGACCCUUUUCCACAGAGUACAGCCUUCGACAGCCACUAUGGAUCACUGGUGAAUCUCCUCCACUGUCUCUGAUCAUCAAUCCCAGCAGAGCUCAACACUUUACUAGAGACUCUCUCUCACUGAGCUGUGAGGACCAGAGUAACUCCACUGGAUGGAGAGUGAUUCGAUACACACACAGUGAGAGAGGGUCAGAUUGUUCAUGGCGGGGAUCAGUUACAGGAUCUACAUGUAAUAUCAGCUUCCUCUACACAUUCUACACUGGAGUUCACUGGUGUGAGUCUGAAUCUGGAGGAAACAGUAAUCCUGUCAACAUCACAGUGCAUGAUGGGGAUGUGAUCCUGGAGAGUCCUGUCCAUCCUGUGACUGAGGGAUAUCCUCUGACUCUACACUGUUUAUAUCACAACACAAAGCCCUCAAACCUCCGAGCUGAUUUCUAUAAAGAUGGAUCAGUUCUCCAGAACCAGACUACAGGAGAGAUGAUCAUCCGAACUGUCUCAAAGUCAGAUGAAGGUUUCUACCACUGUAAACACCCAGAGAGAGGAGAGUCACCCAAAAGCUGGGUCUCAGUCAGAGGUCCAUCAGGUGUAGAAGCUCCAUUCUCAGUGCUCAUGCUGAUCAGUAGUGUAGUGACGGCCUCUCCGUAUCUGCUGGUGACCAUCAUUCUGCUGGUCAAAUGUUACAGAGCUCGAGCUGAAACUAAUGAAAGGAGAAUGGAGAAUGCAGUCAUAGAGGAGUGAGCAAACUUCAUGUUUUAAAAGAGGAUGCAAUGCUGUUUUCUUUAAGGUUAUUUUGGGAAUGUUAUAAUAAAACUGAUUUGUUGCUUUAAUUUCAUACUGUUAACACAGACAGCUUUGUUGUUCUGACUUGAUUUGUUUAGCUAAUGCCUGCAAACGUUGCUAAUGCAAAGUACUGAGUAAAAAUAAACAAGUAAAAUAUUCUUUAAAAUAAAAAACAGAUGACAAAAGCUAAUAUUUUGACGGAGUGUUUGAGGAUUGAGAUGUGCUUCUGCAAAAAAAAAAAAAAAAAAAAGAUAAAAUCUAUCAUGCUAUGUUUGAAAUGAAAAUGUGUAAAUGAGCUAUUAAAACCUCAGACUAUUUCAUGUAACAUUGCUGAUCAUCAUUUUGGUGCUGAGUGUUGAGAGCAGCCUUGAGGUGUGUAUUUUAUAUUUUGUUUGACUUUUCUUUUCAGCUGAGUGAACUUUAAUUGUAGUUGGGAGAGGAGAUUUAUGCGUGGAGUGUUGCAAUAAUGUAUCACAUGAAGUACAAGUAAACUCAAGUGAACAACUACUCCUGUUCCUUUUUAAAUAUCAACAUUUCUGUUUUGUAUUUUUAUACAAUCAAGUCUGUAGUAGUAAAACAUGUAUUGAGCCGAAAUAAUAAAAAUUAACCAUGACAAUGUGUACUUUAUUUCUGUUGCUAAAAGCAGAAACUGGAUCCUGCAGUAUUAUUCAGUGUAAGUAGAGGAUGUCAGUGCAGUAAAGUUCAGGAGUAAAUGAGGAAUCAAACAGAAGCGAUAUUACUCUUUCUGCAUGUCUACACACUGGUACACUGAUGUACAGGACUUA
Molecule: messenger RNA, 4168 nt
Organism: Ictalurus furcatus (blue catfish)
Lineage: Eukaryota; Metazoa; Chordata; Actinopteri; Siluriformes; Ictaluridae
Exons: 22
Coding region: 81-3341 (1086 amino acids)
Biological process (GO): cell surface receptor signaling pathway
Molecular function (GO): transmembrane signaling receptor activity
Source: RefSeq, a predicted model, not a curated record